Messenger RNA from Prunus avium (sweet cherry), 826 nucleotides. The record is from RefSeq and is a predicted model, not a curated record. NCBI's taxonomy places the organism in Eukaryota, Viridiplantae, Streptophyta, Magnoliopsida, Rosales, Rosaceae.
UAAAAACGUACUUCAUCCAACAAAAAUUUUGCUAUAUUUAUAUGAAAAAAGCUUUAGCACCCAAAUUUGUUCCUUUUAUAUCAGGUAAUCUGUGGCUUAUAAGUCCAUUUUCUAGUAGUGUGACAAAGUUUGCUUUACUGAACAUAUGUAAAGAGGAAUUCCUGUUCACUUGCCAAUGAAUGAGUGUAAGGGAUUCAGAAGUGCACUAUAUACAAUCGACACUGGACAAAAUGACUUGGCAGAGUCUUUCUUUUAUCUUCCACAGGCACAAGUUAUUCAAAGAAUCCCAUCCUUCAUCGCUGAAAUCAAAGCUGCUAUUUUGAGUUUACACCAACAUGGUGGUAAAUAUUUUUGGGUGCACAAUACUGGACCGCUGGGUUGCUUACCCCAAAAGCUUGCCGGAAAUGUUGAUAACCAUGACUGCCUCAAGUUUCUCAAUGACGCUGCAAAAGCAUUUAACAAGCAAUUUCAUACUCUGUGUGAAGAGCUGAGAUCACAAAUGAGGAGGGCUAUUAUUGCGUACGUGGAUAUAUAUGCCAUCAAAUACGACCUCAUAGCCAAUUCAGCUAAAUAUGGUUCAAUUCCAAUUUCAAUAUUACGUGCGGCCAACCGGGUUCCAACGUUUGCAGCCGAGGAUCAAAGUUCAUAAGCUGGGAUGGAGUUCACUAUACAGAAGCCGCCAACAAAAUUUUUGCCUCGAAAAUACUGUCUACUAAUUAUUCCACUCCUCCAAUAAAGUUGGACUAUUUUUGCAAUGCCUAAACAAUAUGUGUUUCACAGAUGUACCUUUCUCUAGCUUGAGCCUAUACUUCAAACACUUACAUUG